This is a messenger RNA of Leptomonas pyrrhocoris, 1476 nucleotides long. Its product is annotated as putative bacterial-type diaminopimelate decarboxylase. NCBI's taxonomy places the organism in Eukaryota, Euglenozoa, Kinetoplastea, Trypanosomatida, Trypanosomatidae. The transcript has a single exon. The record is from RefSeq and is a predicted model, not a curated record. Gene Ontology annotation, molecular function: diaminopimelate decarboxylase activity. The coding region runs from base 100 to 1476 and encodes 458 amino acids.
GUCUAACACAACUCCAGUAAGACCAGUUCUCAUCGUGCCUCCCAAAUACUAAUAAAAGCCUCUUCUCACCUCUAUUCCUCUCAAUACAUCCACGGCGCCAUGUGGGUCGAGCCGGCAAUGAAAGACGUAGCAGCCGUGAAGCUGUUCCCUGCCAACACGCACAUCUUCCUCAUGUGCGAGGACGAACUGCGCCGUCGCAUGCGGGCCGUCCGCAGUGCCUUCGACGCCGCGGUGAAGGCAGCCGCCUCGGCUGCGGCCACCGUGCGCACACUCCACGCCUUUGCCGUCAAGGCGAACCCCCUCGAGGCCGUAGUGCGGAUUGCGAAGGAGGAGAGCUUUGCGGCGGAGACGGCGAGCAUUGGCGAGUUCCACAUCGCGGAGAAGGUCUACGGCGCUGGCGGCGCGGACAGGAUCGUGUUUGACUCCCCGGCCAAAACGUUAGAGGAGCUCGCCCACGCGCUGCCGCUGCCGUGCUACCUGAACGUGGACAACCUCGUUGAACUGGAGCGCAUCGUCGCGCUGUCCGAGGGCCGGGUCGCUGGCUUUCCCAAAAUCCCCGUCAAGGCAACCCUCGGCAUCCGCAUCAACCCGCAGACGGUGGUGCAGACGAAGAACACCGCGCUGGCCACGGGCGGGAAGAUCAGCAAGUUCGGCGUCAGCCUGCACGACGCGGACCACAAGGAGCGCAUCGUCGACGCCUUCGUCAAGUACCACGACUCCCUCAACCUCAAGAUGCUCCACGUGCACAGCGGGUCGCAGGGGCUGUCGCUGGACACCAUGGUGGCGGGUGUGAAGGCGAUUGUAGAGGAGCUCGCCGACGACCCGCGCAUCGCGUCGCUCGUCGAAGUGGUCGACAUCGGCGGCGGCUUCCCGGUGGACCUGGCCACCGACGACGAGACCGUCACGGUGCGUGACUACGUCGCAGCCCUCCAGCGCGAGGUGCCCACGCUCUUCGCACCAGCGCACUCGCGCCUCCUCAUCACCGAGUUUGGACGCGCCAUCUGCGCCAAGGCCGGCGUGCUGAUCUCGCGCGUCGAGUACGUGAAGCAGAGCGGUGGUCGGCAGAUUCUCCUGCAGCACAUCGGCGCUGACCUUGCGGUGCGCACCGUGUGGCAGCCAGAGAAGUGGCCGCUGCGCGUCUUCGUGUACGACAUGGACGGCCACCGUAAGCCAGGCGCGUCGGCGGAGGGGAGCGCGCUGCUGACGGACGUCGGGGGCCCGUGCUGCAACUCAGGCUGCACCAUCGCUCGCGCGGCGGACCUUCCCACAAACGUGAAGGCACUGGAAGACGUCGUGGUGGUGCACGACGUUGGUGGUUACUACCACAGCUCCUUCUGCCUCUACAACCUUCGUCAGCUUCCCGCGUGCUUCAUGUACCACGAAGGACAGGGCAACGACGCCCGCGGCACUCUGAAGCUGAUCAAGAAGAAGCAGACCGUGGAGGACACGAUGCGGCUCUUCGAAGCGGAUGCGUAG